GUCUUAUUUUCCUACAACGAAAUAAAUGGCGCCAAAAGAAUCAUCAAAUUUACAUUUCAAUUUCAAUUGUCGUUAGAGAACCAGAAAAUCACAAAUCGUCCAAAACUAAAAGCGUAAUGGAAGGUGGAAUGAUAUCAGUAGAUCGAUGGUCGAAGGGAAGUCAAGCUUACUUUCUUACUCAUCUUCAUUCUGAUCAUACCAAUGGCCUGUCAUCUACUUGGUGUAAUGGUCUUCUCUAUUGCUCUCGUACUACCGCCAAGCUUUUUCCUCUCAAAUUCCCGGAUUUUGACUUCUCUUUACUUCGUGUUGUUGAAAUUGGUUCAUGGCAUCGUCUUUCUCUUAUUUCUCCUUCAACAGGAUCUCCUGCUUCUGUUCAAUUUAUGCCUAUUGAUGCUGUUCACUGUCCUGGUGCUGUGAUGUUCUUGUUUAGAGGUGUGUUUGGACAUGUGCUUUACACUGGUGAUUUCCGUUGGGAAUUAAGUGAUGAGAGGGCUUUGAAAGCAAGGAAUAUGCUCUUUGAUGCUCUUCAAGGAGCUAAACUUGAUGUUCUUUACCUAGAUAAUACUUACUGUAAUCCUGCAUUCUGUUUUCCUACCCGACAAGUUGCUGCUCAACAGGUUAUAGAGAUCAUUGCCUCACACCCAGAUCAUGAUAUCAUCAUUGGGAUUGAUUCCCUUGGUAAAGAAGAUAUGUUGCUUGAAGUUUCGCGUUGCCUAAAUAUCAAGAUAUGGGUGUGGCCAGAAAGGCUACAGACCAUGCAUCUGCUUGGCUACCCUGAUAUCUUCACAACGAAGACUUUCCUGACAAGGGUGAGAGCUGUUCCUCGUUACAGCUUUAGCAUAGCAACUUUGGAGGGCUUGAAUUACCGAAGGCCAACUAUUGGAAUUAUGCCAUCUGGUCUUUCUUGGGUAGUGAAACCCUUGGAGGGAAAAUACGAAGAUGGUGUAUUUCAUACAAUAGCUUCCACUAACAAGAAAUCGGCAAGUGAUGGGACCCCAACUGACAGGAACAUGAGGUCUGUUGCGAAGAUUCAUCAGUAUAUCUUCUCAGUUCCUUACUCUGAUCACUCCUGCUUUCGCGAAAUACAAGAUUUCGUCCAGCUCGUUAAGCCAUGUAAUGUGAAAGGGCUUGUGUUAAUGUCAUCUUGUUAUGUUGAUCCACGUUACUAUCUCAGGCACCUGUUCAGCUUAAAUUAUGACAAAACUUAUGUAAAUCCUGAAAAUAGUGAGGACAUUGAAACACUUCAAAGAAGAGGGAAACGGAAAAGCAGAGAGUUCACAGGUACAAGAAUGAAAAACAAUUCCACUGAGGCUAGCGUUUUGGGUAUUCGAGUUCGUAGGGUAUCCUUAUUGAGGCGAAUAUGUCGAGGUGUGAAAAUUACUGAAUGCGAUGAUCCUGAGUCCUGACUGAUUAUGCGCAGUGUUGAUCUUUGGGUUGAUUGAUAUACUGCUUAACGAAGAAAUGUGGCAUUGUGACAUUUUAAUACAAAACGACAUCACAGAACCUAUAACAUCAUGAUCCUGAAGCACUAUACUGAAAAUUCAUUAGGAAAACAAGCAGUUUUAUAAAUGCUUGCCUGAAAGUUUCCUAUUUAUUUCUGUCGUGGGUUUAUUCGCUAUUUUGGAAGAAGAAUUUCCGGGCCUAUGACGAAGAUUACUGUCAUCUAUGUGAAUCAGAUUGUAUUCCAGAUAUGCUUUUGCAGCUCCAAUGCUUCUUACAACUUCUUUAACUAGUUUCUACAACCCUCACCCCUCAAAAGAAGUAAUAUUGCACAUUGCCUGUGGUCUUUAAUUACUGGUUCAAGUACAAGAGUAGAAUACGACUUUUGUACAACAACUUACAAUUUUGACAAGUUAUUCGGAAAAAAUAAAUAUUAGUUGA
Amaranthus tricolor (Joseph's coat) is the source of this 1881-nucleotide messenger RNA. RefSeq lists its product as uncharacterized. The record is from RefSeq and is a predicted model, not a curated record. Gene Ontology annotation, molecular function: damaged DNA binding; 5'-3' DNA exonuclease activity. The coding region runs from base 117 to 1406 and encodes 429 amino acids. NCBI's taxonomy places the organism in Eukaryota, Viridiplantae, Streptophyta, Magnoliopsida, Caryophyllales, Amaranthaceae. Gene Ontology annotation, biological process: double-strand break repair via nonhomologous end joining; interstrand cross-link repair; protection from non-homologous end joining at telomere. The transcript has 4 exons.